Phaethon lepturus (White-tailed tropicbird) is the source of this 2722-nucleotide messenger RNA. RefSeq names its product chondroitin sulfate synthase 3-like. The transcript has a single exon. Gene Ontology annotation, cellular component: Golgi cisterna membrane. The record is from RefSeq and is a predicted model, not a curated record. Gene Ontology annotation, molecular function: glucuronosyl-N-acetylgalactosaminyl-proteoglycan 4-beta-N-acetylgalactosaminyltransferase activity. NCBI's taxonomy places the organism in Eukaryota, Metazoa, Chordata, Aves, Phaethontiformes, Phaethontidae. The annotation marks the transcript as partial.
UAGAUGCAACAAUUGUUCCAUGAAAACUAUGAACACAACCGCAAGGGUUACAUUCAAGAUCUUCACAACAGCAAGAUUCACACAGCCAUAACACUUCAUCCAAACAAAAGACCAGCCUACCAAUACAGACUGCACAAUUACAUACUGAGUCGCAAAAUUUCCGAACUGCGCUAUCGGACCAUCCAGCUCCAUAGAGAAAGUGCCCUGAUGAGCAAGCUCAGUAACAGUGAAGUAAAUAAGGAAGAUCAGCAACUGGGAGUAAUGCCAUCUUUCAAUCAUUUCCAGCCACGUGAAAGGGAUGAAGUCAUCGAGUGGGAGUUCCUGACAGGAAAAUUUCUUUACUCGAUGGUGGAGAACCAGCCACCCCGGCAGAGCCUGAGCAGUGUCCUGCGGGCUGCGCUGGAUGACACCGUGAUGCAAGUCAUGGAAAUGAUAAAUGAGAACUCUAGAUCUAGGGGAAGGCUCAUUGAUUUCAAGGAAAUACAAUAUGGCUACCGCAGGGUGGACCCUCUGCACGGAGUGGAGUACAUCUUGGAUUUACUGCUUUUGUACAAAAGGCACAAAGGAAGGAAAGUUACGGUUCCAGUGAGACGCCACGCUUACCUUCAGCAAUUGUUUAGCAAACCUUUCUUCAAAGAAGCAGAGGAGCUGGAUGUAAGAAGCCUGCUGGAGGAUACCAACACUGACACUCAGUCUUUCUCUUUUCUUUCGAAUUCUUUAAAGAUUUUUUCCUCAUCAUUCCAAGGCACCAAAGACAUCAGGGGACGCAGUGACAAGAAAAUACAUAUUCUUGUCCCUCUCACAGGAAGAUUUGACAUUUUCUCAAGAUUUAUGGAUAACUUUGAGAAGACUUGUCUGAUUCCCAGGCAGGAUGUAAAGUUGGCAAUAAUUCUCUUCAGUUCCGAGAUGGGCCAAGACUCCAGCAAACACAUAGAGCUAAUGAAAGAAUACAGCAUUAAGUAUCCUAAGGCAGAUAUGACCCUGAUUCCAAUAGCAGGAAAGUUUUCUAGAGGUUUAGGUCUUGAAAUGGCCUCAUCUCAAUUUGACAACAGCACUUUGCUUCUGUUCUGUGAUGUUGAUCUGUUAUUCACACCAGAUUUCCUCCAGCGAUGCAGAGAUAACACUAUUCAGGGAGAACAGGUUUACUACCCUAUCAUCUUUAGCCAAUAUGAUCCAAAAGUAAUAUAUGGCAGCAACCCUCCAGCUGACAGUAGUUUUGUUUUCACAAAAAGAACUGGAUUUUGGAGGGAGUAUGGAUUUGGAAUUACCUGUAUUUACAAAAGUGAUCUACUUACUGCUGGUGGAUUUGAUACUUCAAUUCAAGGCUGGGGACUUGAGGAUGUAGACCUCUUUAAUAAAGUAAUAACAUCUGGCUUGAAGGCUUUCAGAAGUCAAGAAGUAGGAGUUGUCCAUAUUUUUCAUCCGGUUCAGUGUGACCCCAGUUUAGAUCCAAAACAAUACAAAAUGUGCUUAGGGUCCAAAGCAAGUACGUUUGCCUCUACCGUGCAGCUCGCUGAACUCUGGCUACAGAAACAUUUGGGUGUCAGGUACAAUCGAACUCUCUCCUGACAUCUCAAGCCGUUUGGCCUUUUUAGGGGAGUUUACCUCAUUAUUGUUGUUAUUAUUUGAUUUUGCUGUUGUAGUUUUAAACUCCCUCCACAUUGUCUUCCAAAGACUGUUGACCUCAAAUGGGAUGAGUCUGCUGUUCACUGAUAUUUCUCAUACCUACUGAACUGGUGAGGUGAAUUCCUUCGUAUUUCCUUUAUUUGAAAUUCAGUCAAGUCACAGCAAUCAUAUGAUCCCAUGGAGCACAUCCAUCACAAGAGAGUGCAUCAGAAGAAUGUUCUCUUUCAGCUUUGGGAUGCAGUAUCAUCUUUAUUGCAUUUCUCAGAUUCGAUGUGAUACAAAUAUUUACUGGUGAAGGUACCACAAAAGUGCUUUAUGCUUCUUCUGGGGAUGGAACUCUGUAAGAUAAACUUGAGUUUUAUAAUUUAUAUGAGGACUUAUAUGUAUAAACGCUACUUUUCUUCAUCUUUAGAAUUUUUAAAGUAAAUGAAUAACUAUGAUUGUACCUUUAUUUUUUAAAAAAAGAGAAAAACUGAGAAGCUACUUGCAAAUACAACUGGUACUGGCUACCAAGGUCCUUAAAUGUCUUAUUAGAAUAACAAACUCCUCAUUGUUGUUCACUCUAAGUGUAAAUGAACUUUAUUUUCCCAAGGAACAGGAUUUAACCAAAUGCUCAUGUACACUUUAGAAGAUUUGAGAACCAACGUCCUUCAUUUGCAGGCAAGAAGAAACUAUGACUUAACAUGGUGGUUUAUGAUAAAGUGCAGGCAUAUAGUAUUCUUUGUUUGAAACACAUAGUAUAAGUUAAUGUUUCUCUUUUUAGAAUGAGUCUCUAAUACACAAUUUUUUUUUACAUUCCUUUGAUAAAUCUUCACUUGAAACACAGUGUUAGAAGUUAAAGCUGUAUUUUUUUUUAUAUUUUCCAUUAACAUUGGUACUCAGUAUAAAUUUGUGUUAAAAUCAAAAUAACUGUAAAAUAAUUAUUUAAGUUUAAAAAUUUUCUAUUGCUGGUCAAAGUUCCUUGGCCAAUAUAUUUAUAUUAGUGGAGGUUAUAAGACUGUGUUAAGAUUUAUCUCUCUGGAUAGCCUGAAGUUGUCAUAUUGUGGAUUCACAGAGUAAAGUAUUUAAAAUGAUACCAACAUAAGAAAUAAUAAAA